GGAGCAUGGUGCGGGCUACGCCUGCGAGUCCACCAGCGUGGCAGGGGUAGAGGCUGAGGAGGUGGAGGAGGUCGAGGAGGAGGUGGGGCGCCCGGGCACGUCUGGGGCGUCUUCGCGGUACGAUGGCACGGUCGCGAUCGACGUGGACUCCCUGUCGAUCGAUGGCAAGAAGGUGGCGCUGUCGCACACCCGCGACCCAGUCAAGAUCCCCUUCAAGGGGUACGGUGCGGACUGCGCCUGCGAGUCCACCAGCGUGUUCCUCCCCAACGAAGAGGCCCCGCCGCACCUCAAGGCGGGCGCGAAGCUGCAGAAGGAGAGGCCCCCUGAAAAGAUCCGCGCCGAGAUCCAGCGGCGCUCCGAGGGCGACAUGAAGGGAACCCUGGGCUCUGCGACGUGCCCCAUCUCCAGCACCUUCGAGUUGCAGGCGGGCAUCGUGCUGGACUCAACGUUCAUGAAGCACGUUGAGGAUAAGGGCGAGGAGGACGAGGAGGACGAGGCUGAGGGGCAGAUCGAGGAAGAGGCGGCGCGGUCCUCACCCUCCUCAUCUCAUCAGGCGCUCUUAAGCCAAAAUGGCUACAGAGCCUCCUCCUACUCCCACGCCUACUUCUUCUCCCCC
This is a messenger RNA of Prorocentrum cordatum, 616 nucleotides long. Lineage: Eukaryota; Dinophyceae; Prorocentrales; Prorocentraceae. The record is from the annotation of a GenBank genome assembly.